CAAGUUGGGAUUUCUUAUGUACUUGGCAUCCUUUUUUCACCUCUGUGAGGUUUUUAUAGAGUAUAAUAUUAACGAAAUAAUAAUAAUUUUAGUAAUUUGUUGAAUGAUCUUUUUGCUUUAUAACAUGCUGCAAAUGCAUGUUGAGCAUGUUAGAAAUAAUUUUUGUCAGUAAUCCUGUUCAGUUUCGCUUCGCGAGAAGCUCCACAUUCGCUCGGAAGAGCGAAAGUUUGAGACCGGAAAAAUUCCUAUUCAGGCUUCAGGAUUUCGAGCGUGGAAAAAGGGAAAAGUGAACAUCAUGCGCGGACAUGAUGUCUCGACUAAUGACCAAGAGCGGACUAAUGACAAUGAGCGUCAUCCUGAUGUAAUUGCUUCGGUGUAAUUACUGUCAUGCAGCUUGGCAUGGCUCGGCGUGGUUUUGACGUGACGUACGCAGCGUUACGGCCAGUUUACUGUCAUUGCAUUGUUCAUGUCGCUUCCUCCUAAGUUCGAAGGCUUCCCGAAGCAUGAACCGCCACAUUGCGCUGGUAAUUUUAUCAUCGAACGGUUCCGCCAGCCGUCGUCGUAUGAAUCGUGAAAUAAGGUGCAUCGGAGAGAGAGGAAGAAAGGGAGAGCAGAAAUGAGAGUAGAAAGGGAGUGGAGGAGAGAAGAGGAGGAUAGAAGGGAGGAGAAAGAACAUUCUUUCGGCAUUCUGGAGCUUGGACACCACGAAAAUAACGCUUAAUUAUCACGCCAUAUCGAUCAUUAUCGGAGAUAUCCCUUUCAGCGAUAUAUUAACGGUUACGUCGAGCUCCGAGGGAGCUUAUUACAUUCUACUGAAAAAUAUCGCAUACCUAUCGAUUUCGAAAUAUAGCUUCAAUUUCUUCAAAAAAAGCAUCGAAUUAAAUUGCGCACCUAAUUUGAUGUCAAUUCCAAUAUUUAAUUAUAAUCUUUAGACGAUAUUUCCUCCUUAAGCUGGUAUCAUUAUGUGCAAUAUCUAAUCUAGACUCCAUUGCGAAUGUUACAGGUAUAACGGCGGUCAUAAAAAUUACUUAAUGCGCUGAGGAUGCGCUCUGAUUUCUGCAACGGGGGGCUUGCCUGCGCCGUUGUGUGGGUGUUGUCAACCUGCCUACUACUCGCCCUUUCGCUGUCAUCAGUGGUCACCGCAGAGCCGUCGCUGAAAGCGGUCGGUCGAUGCCCAUCUCUUCACGAGCAGAACGUGUGCCCUUCGAGGGCCCCGGCCUGCGAGAAUGACUUUCAGUGCCAGGGCGCACCGGAGGAGCGUUGCUGCAGGACCGCUUGCGGUUUUCGAUGCGUCACCAGUGAACUGACCGGAUGCGAGCAACUAGCACUUGCAGCCGUGAGACGGUCGCGGGCCCUCGGCGCCCGGGGCCCGUCACAAUUUGUGCCGCGUUGCAACAACGUGACCGGCGAGUUCGAAAGGGUACAGUGCGACUCGGAAGGACGCGGCUGCUGGUGCGUUGACGCGAUCGGCGCGGAAGUGCCCGGCACUCGGGUACCCGGUAAAGACGCCAUCGAUUGCGACAAGCCCCGCGUAUGUCCGGCUCAUAGCUGCCGGAUGUUCUGCCCCUUGGGAUUCGAGAUCAAUCAGAGCACCGGGUGUCCUAAGUGCGAGUGCCGGGACCCCUGUCGUGGCGUCGCCUGUCCAGGGACCAGUCAGAGGUGCGAGCUGGUGGAAGUGCACUGCGCGCGUCCGCCCUGUCCGCCAGUGCCCAAUUGCCGCAAGGCCAAGUCCCUGUUGACGAUCUGUCCAGCUGGCGAGCCGUUGCGGAUCGCGGAUUCGCCGCGGCCGUUCCUCUGCGGUGACACACCAGGCAAGCCGACCUGUCCGCCGACGUACAGCUGCCUGGUGGAGCCCGAGCAGGAGUACGGAGUCUGUUGUCCGUCUAGCGUGGACCUGCAGCGUGCUGGCACGUGCCCUGUUGACCUCGCGGAGAAGGAUACUUGCGGGCCCAGCUGUCACCAUGACCUUGAGUGCCCUGGCCCGCAGAAGUGCUGCAGCAGUGGACGCUGUGGCGGUAACGUGUGCGCGAUACCUCAGGGUCUCAGCGUGUGCCAUCGCGACCGUCUGCUCGCCGAGAUGCUGAGCGUCUCCGAGCGACAAGGUCGCGGCUACGUUCCGCAGUGCACGGAAGAUGGAGCUUUCAAAGCAAGACAGUGCUCGAGGAACGGUCUGGUUUGCUGGUGCGUGGAGGACAACGGUAGGAAGAUAUCUGGCUCCAUGGGUCCCGCCGAAAAAACUGACUGUAAAUCGAUAAGCAAGGCGCGUUCACUUCCGGCGUCUUGCACUCCACAGCAAUGCGCUCAAGUUUGUCAGUACGGCUUCAAGACGGACUCUUCCGGCUGCCCGACUUGUGAAUGCGACAAUCCAUGUGAAGGAUUUCCUUGCGCGGAAGGACAAGAAUGCGUCUUAAAGCGGGAAGAUGGCUGUUCCGAUUUUCUUUGUCCAACGAAACCAGAAUGUAAACCCAGGAAGACUUAUAAGAGCCCCUGCCUCUUCGGUACACCGUUGAUGGAUCAAGACGGAAACGCCGCAACUUGCUUCACCAAUAAAACUUGUCCCGAGGGCUACAAGUGCACGAUGGUACCAAAAGCCGGUCAGUCGGUGUGUUGCAUGGAAAAGCCAGGCCUUACAAAAGCACCUACAAUGUGCGAGUACCUGCGGGACUUCAACGAGCGCAUGGAGGGCACACGGGAGAGAAUGUCCCUGGCGAUCGCGCCGCCUCAAUGCGAGCACGACGGCACGUACAGGUCUCUCCAGUGUUCACGUAACAGUACAAGUUGCAACUGCGUGAACCAUCGUGGCGUGAUCCUGAAGACCGGACUGGAACCGACCGCUACCGCCGAUUGCCAAGCUAUCAAGGAGCUUACACGCAUGUGCAAGCAUCUGUACUGCAAUCUGAUCUGCCCAUACGGCUACGAGGUGGAUGCAGCUGGCUGCGAGCAAUGUCGCUGCCACGAACCAUGUCGCGACGUCAUCUGCGACCCCAAUGAAGUCUGCACAAUGAUCGACGUGAACUGCGGCCCGGAUCGGUACUGCCCUACGGUGCCGGCAUGCUUGACCAGCAAGCCCGGUCAGUGCCCGUACCUGGUACCAAGCUCCUCGAGCUGCGAGCUUCAGUGCGGCAACGAUCAAGAGUGCUCAUCGGGCGACAAGUGUUGCUCAACCGGAUGUGGCACACAGUGCGUCGCCCCUGUGAUGGCCACGGCGUGCCAGCACGCCCGUGCGGUCGCCGAACACGCCGCCCGUGAAUCCGGCGAACCCGCCAGGCGGACCUACAUCCCCAGAUGUGAUGCUGAUGGCAGGUUUGAACCGAUACAGUGCCACAGCGGUAUGUGCUGGUGCGUGGAUGAAGAGGGCAAAGAGGUCGCGGGUACCCGGGUCCUUGAGGGAAUCGUACCGCGCUGUAGCACACCCCUCAGGUGCCCGGGAGUUAAUUGCAAACUCGAUUGCCCCAAUGGUCUCGAGCCGAACGCGGACACCGGCUGCCCGACCUGUUCCUGCCGCGACCCCUGCAAGAGCGUAACGUGCCGCGGCGAGAACGAGGCGUGCCGGAUGGUGGAAGUGGCCUGCAGCGCACCCCCAUGCCCUCCGGUGCCUGUCUGUCUGCCGAAGAAGGACAACCCGUGUCCGAACGGCACUCCGUUGUUGCAUCAGGACGGCUCGGUGGCCACUUGCGGACCACGUGGUCAUCAUUGCCCUUCCACUCACAAGUGCGAGCUGUCACCAUUGGAUGAAUAUGCGGUCUGCUGCCCGAAACCACGCGACGUUUGCUUCGAGCCACCUAGAAGGGCGCCCUGCAAUCCCAACGCGGGCUUCAACGAAACCGAGAGGUGGUACUUCGACUCGGAGCGCAACGAGUGCCGGCGCAGGCACGAAUGCACCCUCGGCCACAACGACUUCUCCAGCCAGCUGGUGUGCGAUACCGUGUGCCCGGUGUUGUCGCAGUGCGAGCGGCUGCGCGAGAAGAACCUGAAGAGGUCACAGCAGCUCAAGAAACCAAUGUUCCUGCCCAAGUGCAACCCUGACAGCGGAACCUGGGAGCCUGUGCAAUGCCUGGAGCAUGUGGGAGUGUGCUGGUGCGUGAAUCGCAAAGGCCAGUCGGUCAAGGGUUCGCUCACCAGAGGUGCCGAGCCCAAAUGCAACUUCCGGCAGGCGAGGCGAGGUGGCAGGGGGCCGCAGACCCAGGAAAUAGACCGUGAGAUUCAAGCGAUCAUGGAAGAUGCUCUGGAGACGGACGAACGACGCACGGAGAAGAUUCUCGGCACUAGGUGCCAGGUAAUGAAGGACAAGGGCCACGUACCGGCGAUAUGCGAUUCGCAGGGCAGAUUUGAGCCGAUGCAGUGUGCUGGCGGCACUUGCUGGUGCGUCGACGAGGCCGGCAAUCAACUUGUUGGGUCCGAACCAUUCCUGAAAGGAGCAAACAUUUGCUUGCCUACGCCAAUCGAAGCCGUCGAAGUGACGCUACGUUUCCCCGGUCGAUUCCUUGCCACGGACGAGACACGAUUCGCCAGAGAGGCUGAGAAUUUUCUACGCGAGCUUGGCGCGAGGCUCCGGAAAGACGUGCGAGUGGAGAUGAAUCAGGACUCAGCGAUCCUGCAUUUUGAGAUCGUCGGCGCGAACAAAGUCGAUGUGGCGUUCCAUCUCGAGGAGCUCACGCGUAUUCAGAAGCUAUAUAUGCUGGGCUCAUCAGCGGAUGCGACCACCUCGCGCUUCAUGCAUCGCUCGACCUCUGUGUCGACGCAGGGUCGAGUAGUCACAUUGCAACAGCGCGAGAUCCUCACGCAACUGGACACGCCGGUCUAUCAGACCACGGCAACGCUCGUCCUCGCGGCAGGCAGCGCCUUUGUCAUCAGCAGUCUCGUCAUUUUACUGAUAUUAUAUCGCAAAAAGAUGAAGACGAAGGAGCCCACGCGGACGCUUUCCAUGGACCAGCACUUCCUGGCGUACAGCCAGCAGCCGGUCUACGUGAUAUCGGGAACGGAACAAGACGAGAAGGAGAAAGUGGGUGCGCAACAAACGCCAGAGAACAUCCAUACGUUGGAUACCAUCGUCGAAGCGUAAAG
This is a messenger RNA of Ooceraea biroi (clonal raider ant), 5064 nucleotides long. Its product is annotated as cysteine-rich motor neuron 1 protein. Gene Ontology annotation, cellular component: extracellular region; basement membrane. Gene Ontology annotation, molecular function: serine-type endopeptidase inhibitor activity. Lineage: Eukaryota; Metazoa; Arthropoda; Insecta; Hymenoptera; Formicidae. The record is from RefSeq and is a predicted model, not a curated record. Gene Ontology annotation, biological process: cell-matrix adhesion.